Messenger RNA from Antechinus flavipes (yellow-footed antechinus), 2234 nucleotides. RefSeq names its product phospholipase A2 group VII (gene PLA2G7). The transcript has 11 exons. NCBI's taxonomy places the organism in Eukaryota, Metazoa, Chordata, Mammalia, Dasyuromorphia, Dasyuridae. Gene Ontology annotation, molecular function: 1-alkyl-2-acetylglycerophosphocholine esterase activity. The record is from RefSeq and is a predicted model, not a curated record. The coding region runs from base 1034 to 2212 and encodes 392 amino acids.
AGCCAAAUGGGCACUGGUUAGCCAAGGUGCCCUUUUGGCCUACAUGCCUCUUCACUCUGGGCCUAAAGCCCCAAGGAGGGAUCUCCUUUUCCAAAUUGGCCUACCAGUGGAGGACGUGGGGACCUGUGGACUAACAGGGAAGGUCCAGGUGGUCUCCCUUGAAAACCUCUUCCAAAUCACUCAGGACAGGAUCAGAAGGUCUGACUAGAACUGGAAUUUCUGAAGGCCAUUGCCAGAGAUAUUUGGAAUCCUCACAAUUUACUCACUUAGUGAGAAGAGGCCCGUGAAGAAAGAGAACUCCUUGGUAACCAUAGGUUCCCUAAGAUUUUCCUGGACCAAGAUGUGUGAGCUGGAAGUUUUCUAAAGUAUGGUGUCACCAUGGCCAUUCAUAAUUUGGGUUGAGAGUUGUGUAGGCAUAGCCACCAGGCCCUUUUGGACCCCAAACUACAGGGAGAAGCAGUAGGCAGAUAGACAUCUAACAGUCAACUGGCCAUGAAGGCAAUUUGAAGUUAUGAAGACAUUUCACCUUUUGAAUUUUCUCUGGAAGGAAGCUAUUUUGAUUGUAAAUAACCUGAGUGUGUAGCAACGAUACUCUUACAAAAGAAAGUGAAAAUUUCCAAGUGUUCUAAGGAAAAAUCCUGGUAGAGAAUAUUCUUUAAGCUCAUCUGCAGGGGUAGUUAUGUGUCCAGGUUGAACACCUAGCUCCAGUAAGAGCUUCACCAAAAGUUCAGGAACUUGAGACAACUGAAUUUGAGGACAUUCCUUGGUGCUGGUAUCACUCAUCUGGCUCACUGUUGUUGAAUGAUCAGACCAAAUGAUUUCUUGCUUUAUAGAAGAGAAAUUGAAAGGCAUGAAUCCUUGAAGGAUGAAUCACAAACUAGUAACCUGUGUGGAGGAAGUUGAUGGACAUUUUUCCACUGAAAAGAACUGGAGUAACUACCAAUGAUCACAUCUCUGUCAUAUCCCGCGUAGUUCUCCACAAUUAACCACAACGUGCUGACAAAGCAAGUGGUAUCAUAAAAUAAAGAACCUAAUGAGUACUUCGUUCAACGACAAGCAUCAGAUCCCUAGAGGAAAAGGGAAUUACUCCGUGGGAUGCAUAGACUUGAUGUUCGACUUCAGUGUUAAGGGCAGUUUACUGCGUCUCUAUUAUCCUUCCCGUGAUUCCCAAGAUGAUGAAUAUCGCAGCACUUUAUGGAUCCCCAGUAAAGAAUAUUUUCUAGGUCUUAGUAAAUUUCUUGGACUGCACAAGCUCGUGGGCAAAUUCAUCACCCACUACUAUAGUUCAGUGACAGCUCCUGCAAAUUGGGAUGCUCCUUUGAAGAAUGGAGAAAAAUAUCCACUGAUUAUUUUUUCUCAUGGACUCGGAGCAUUCAGGACAGUUUAUUCUGCUCUUGGAAUUGAUCUGGCAUCUCAUGGGUUUAUAGUUGCUGCUGUAGAACACAGAGAUGAAUCAGCAUCAGCAACUUUUUACUUUGAAGAUGAACUUGCUCUACAAAGAAAUAAUAAGACCUGGCUUCCCUAUAAGCAACUCAGUUCAGAGAUGACGGAAUAUGCCCAACGUCACCAACAGGUACUUCAAAGAGCAGAAGAAUGCUCUAAAGCUCUUAAUUUGAUCCUUGAUAUUAAUGAGGGGAAAACAGUGGAGAAUGUUUUGAAUUCCUCCUUUAAUUUGCAGCAACUAGAGGAUACUAUUGAUGAAAAUCAAAUAGCAAUAAUGGGACAUUCCUUUGGUGGAGCCACAGCUAUUCAGUCUCUUAGUGAUGACAACAGAUUCCGAUGUGCUAUUGCCCUGGAUGCAUGGAUGAACCCUUUGAGUGAGGAAUUAUACAGUAAAGUUGUCCAACCAAUCUUCUUUAUCAACUCUGAAAGAUUCCAGACUGCAGAAAAUGUCAUGAAAAUGAGACAAUUCUACUUAAAUGAUAAAGAAACAAAAAUGAUCACAAUAAAGGGCUCAGUCCAUCAGAAUUUUCCUGACUUUACUUUUGUGACUGGUAAAAUACUUGGAUACAUAUUCUCAUUAAAAGGAGAUAUCGAUUCAGAUGUAGCCAUUGGUCUAACAAGCAAAGCUUCAUUAGCUUUCAUGCAAAAGCAUUUAGGUCUUCAGAGAAACUUUGAUCAAUGGGACCCUUUAAUUGAAGGUGAAGAUGUAAAUCUCAUGCGAGAUAGCAAUGCUGGCUCAGUUACGUAUCUUUCUGAGUACCUGGAAUAAAGAAAUGUGCAGUGUUGACCAA